AUAAUACCAAGACCUCUGACAUCAAGAUCAAGAUCACGUGUUUAUUUUGCUAACCACUGCAUCGCUGAAAAGAUAAACCGUGUAACGCCAUUGAACAGCAGAGUGUAUGAAUAAGCACGAGAGAUAACUAAGUGGGGGAGAGCUUACGAAGCGACACAAAGCGAUACAGGUCAAAACCUCAAACGAAUACGUCAACAACACUCACAUAGUGCAAUGACAGCCUCAGAAAUGGAACCCCUGAAAAACAUAAUACAUGAAACUAUAGAAAAUCUUGAGUUGGCCCAGAGAGAAUUUACAGGAAAAACUGGACAACGUGCAGAUGCAGAGUUUUACCUUGAAAAAUUUUGGACUGAUAUCAAUACAGUGGCAAAGAAGCUGUCUUUUGAAUGCACAAAAGUCUGCAUUUGUUUUGCAAAGUCCCCAAUUCCAACACCUAGUGAGACUUCAAGUCUUCUGAGUGGUAUUGAGCAAGCAGUGAUCUGCCUUGUAUCAGUUUUCCAUAAGCUGCCACUCACCAUGGGAACUACUCUUCACAGCCAUAUUCAGUCUGAAGCUGUUAAAGCAGUUCAGGCAACCAAGAACCUCUUGGUGGUCAUUAAAAAUGAAGGGAGUAAACCACUGUACAAAUAUUCAACUGGUGUGGCUUGGGAGGGCUGCUGUCACCUUGAAAAUAUGCAGCUGGACAACAAGUCAGCGGUCUUGAUAGGAAUGAAAGCACAAAACAACAUGGUAGAUGAUGCCUUCAGAGAAAUUUCAGAGGCCCUUGAGGGAGAUGGGUGUGGCUGGAACUGUCCGACUGACGGAAGUGAGGACCUGGACAUGGAGGAUGAAAGCCACUGGACCGAUGAAGACAAGGCUCUUAUUGGUCCCUCUGUUAACCUCAUCAAGGCAGCCAAGAUACUGUAUAAACGACUGAUGACUGCUGUUGAGAAAAAUGGUUUGUGCACUUCAAUUGACAUGAUCAAGGAGCUGGACCAAGUGUUUGAAGACUGCGCCAGGAUAACAGGCCAGGUGGACGUGCUCGUUCAGGAGCUCUACCCACCAUUAUCUGUGUCUGAUAUGGAGGAACAGUCACAUCAGCUGGCCAACAUACUUCACACAGUCCUAAAAACCUGUGUCCAGAGCCAUGUCGUUGGAGAGCCCGAGCAGCCUCACAUGGAGUUCAUCCAAAAGGCUAUUGAUCACAAUUUGGAUUGUAUGAAAGAUAAAUUAAGUAAAAGAUAGGACUGUGAUUUCAGAAAAUAAAUAAAGUAAUUGUAUGUAAAAAAAAUACAGUAAACC
This is a messenger RNA of Eriocheir sinensis (Chinese mitten crab), 1281 nucleotides long. RefSeq names its product cyclin-D1-binding protein 1 homolog. The transcript is spliced from 8 exons. Gene Ontology annotation, biological process: regulation of cell cycle. The coding region runs from base 214 to 1224 and encodes 336 amino acids. The record is from RefSeq and is a predicted model, not a curated record. NCBI's taxonomy places the organism in Eukaryota, Metazoa, Arthropoda, Malacostraca, Decapoda, Varunidae. Gene Ontology annotation, cellular component: nucleus.